Molecule: messenger RNA, 1059 nt
Organism: Linnemannia hyalina
Lineage: Eukaryota; Fungi; Mortierellomycota; Mortierellomycetes; Mortierellales; Mortierellaceae
Source: the annotation of a GenBank genome assembly
AUGCCCCUCCUGGCAACAACCCUCCUGACGGCCAUGGCAUCCGCCGACGUCCACCGUCAAGGACAACAAGCCGCCUUCCGCCUCGAGCCCCGUCACAACCACGCUUCCCACUCCAACAAACACCACUACAACAAGGUCGACCACUCCCACCACCGCAAGUCCUCUUCCAAGAAACAACGCCGCGAUGAGAUAAUGAAUGAGCCCUAUGCGAUGGCCCAAGUCUCAACUGACGAUAAGACUCUUAUCCGACGCGAUUCCGUGAAGCAGCAGGCGACUGUAAACCUGCACCGCAAGGACAAGGCUAACCAUUCGCAUCACAGGAAGUCGUCUCAUCAUCGCCAUAACAAGGUUGACCAUAGCCAUCGUCAGAGCAAGCGUGCGCUGGCUUUGCACCGUAAGGAGGCGAACCACUCGCACCAUCACUCGUCGACUUGCAAGCAUGAGAAGCGCGCGAUCGCCCUGCGCCGCAAGAAGGAUCACCACAAGCACAAGUCUGGAUCCUGCAACCACGAAAAGCGCGCGAUCGAGCUCCACCGCAAGAAGGCCAACCACUCGCACCAUCACUCGUCCACUUGCAACCAUGAGAAGCGCGCCUUGGCUCUUCACCGCAAGAAGUCGCAGCACCACCGCAACAAGGUCGACCAUAGCCAUCACCAUAAGUCCUCGUCCUCCUCGCACAAAGUCCAGAAGCGUGCCGCCCCUGCUGACAAGAAUACCAACAACAAGAAGGUCAACGCCGACAAGGAGCUGGCCUUCCACCGCAAGAUCAACCGCAAUCGCAAGGCCCACAAGCUCGGUCAAAACAAGCAUGAGAAGCGCGCUGCCCGUGCCACCAAGAAGACCAACACCGAUGAAGAGCUGGCCUUCCACCGCAAGAUCAGUCGUAACCGCAAAGCUCAUAAGCUUGGCGAGAAGAAAAACAAGAAGCGCGAUUUGUUCUCCCAGGAGCAGAAUGGAGAGUACACUGUUGUGCGUGCUCAGCAGGAACCCGAGUUCAAGACCCAGGACAUCAAGAAGAUCCAGCCGCACAAGAAGAACCACAAGGUUUCUUCGUCGUAG